This is a messenger RNA of Limulus polyphemus (Atlantic horseshoe crab), 1401 nucleotides long. RefSeq lists its product as uncharacterized. Lineage: Eukaryota; Metazoa; Arthropoda; Merostomata; Xiphosura; Limulidae. The record is from RefSeq and is a predicted model, not a curated record. The annotation marks the transcript as partial. The transcript is spliced from 2 exons.
AAUAUAGUAUUGAAACAUUCAUUAAUAAAUUGAAGAGCUCUUUUUUUUUUUUUUUCAGGUCCAGUGCUAGAAGUGACCUACAUAAAAGUUGAACAAGAUACAUCGUUACAAAAUAAGACAAAAAAGAAGGUCUCUAAGACCGACAAGAUUGAUAAGGUCUCUAAAACUGACAAGAUUGAUAAGGUCUCUAAAACUGAAGUGAAAAGAAUGGCUACUUCCAAAGGUCAGGAAAGGUCAGAGGUGCAUGAGCUUUCACAUAAAAUGGACAACUGGUCUCAUCCAGAACUAAGAGAAGUCUGUUCAAACAGACCUGAAGAGAAUGAUGGUUGUUUUAGUAAUAUCAGUACUUGUUGUGGCAUCUUAAACUCAAGAGUUUGUAAAUCUACAUCUAGUUUUGUGGUAAAAGAUGGCUCAACUAAGGUUAAAGGAAAGGAAAAGGUAGGCAAAUGUGAUUGUUCCAAAAAACUUGAGUCAAAUCAAAAUACAGUAGUGAAAGAUGCAGUUGUGGCUGUCCCAGCAAAUCUGGAGUUAACAAAAAGAUCUGAAUCUGUCCGUAGCCAAUCAUUAGACAAAGUUUCAACCACUAACCCACCAAACCUGAAGUUAACACCAGGGAUCAGUGUAGAUAAAGUUGGUUGUUCAAAUAUAUCUGAAUCUGUACGUAGCCAAUCAUUAGACAAAGUUUCAACCACUAACCCAGCAAACCUGAAGUUAACACCAGAGAUCAGUGUAGAUAAUGUUGGUUGUUCAAAAGAAUUUGAUUUGAGGUUAAAAAAGUGUACAGAAAAUAAAUUUAAUGAUGAACAAAACCAUUCUAAUAUACAAGAAUUCAAAGAUGUUUCUGAGUGUAUGAAUAAUACAAAACAACAUAGAGGAUUGGGUAUGAAUACACGUUCUGUUUGUAGUGAACCAGUACCAUCACAGUCUGACAUAGUCAAAGAUGUACGUCUUUUAAAUUUGCCAUCUCUACCAGCCAAGACAGAUAAAAUAAGACCCAGUAAGAACCAGAAUAGAGAACAAUAUGAAUAUGAUUCAUCAACAUCUUUCGAUCAUACAAGCUUUAGCUGUUCUAAAGAGAUUAAUAAUGGAAAUAUUGCAACAGUCUCUUUUCUUACAGGUGAUGCUUCCCCAGAGCUCAAAAACACAGUUUUGAGUGCGGGUAAUAUGUUCAUGAACGAAAGCUUUGUGGCCUCGUUUUCAUCAUUAAGAAGUGAAACACCAAGUAACAUCAAAGGAGCUGAACCAGGUGAUGCUCCCAGUCUCCAGUCUCUCAAGCAAAAGUUUGAAACAUCAGGUGGUGUAGACUUGACUUCUGUUGGUGGAACUGUGCGAGAUUCUCAUGGGUCUUUUGUAAGUCUGACUCUUGACAUUCAUCUAUUUAACAUAUUCAUGUUUUCAGAU